AUGAAAGCCCCCGCGUUCAAACCUUUAUGCGACGUUAUUCGAAUCAAAAAAAGGGAAGACGAUGCAGCUGCAGCUGCAGGGAGUGAAUUAUACAAAGCCUUUUUAAAUGCCGGAAAGAAAAACGAAGAGGAAUUGAAAAACAAAAAUGUAAAAAUUGUGAUUUACGAGCAUGUGAAGUAUGAAGAGGACAAGCAGCUGGGAAGGAGCAGUUCGGGCAGCGACUCGGAUUCGGGCCAUGGUUAUGCCCUCUCACAGGGGGAAAGCAAAAUCGAUAAGAAAGGAAGAAAAAAAAAGGAGACCCAGGGGGAAGAAGAUGGACAGGCAGGCCAGAGGGAGUCAACAAAUGGUUAUGAGGUUGGGGAUGCAAGGGAUAGGGGAGUCAAGGAUAAAGGUAACCCCAAAGAGAGCGCAAAAGGGACAGCAAAAGAGACAGUAGCAGAGGCGAAGGCUCAAGGGAAGGACAAAACAAAUCAACAGGGAGAUUCAAAUACACUUGGCGUGGAAGUGAAAAGGGGUACUCCGAACGGGGCAAAGCAAAAUGGGGCAGAAGUACAGUACACAGAAAAGAAAGAAGUUACUCACAAGGUGGACGGAAAGGCUCAGCGACGUGGGAGCAACGAAGAGGAAGAGGGAGCAAACACCGCUUUGCCCCUGCACACCCAAUUAAGUGAUGUGGUGAAAGAGCGAAAAUCUUCAAAAGUACUAGGGACAGUAAAAAUUCUCUACAACUUCUACGUAAAUUUAUAUGAAAAGUUAAAGGAGGAUGUGGAGAAUAUUCAAAGUGGAGCUUCGAAUAACAACAUUGAUUUGUUUCGUGAUGUGAAUUUGUACGCGAAUUGCAUUUCCAUGUUUGACCUCAUCAACCUGUGUGAGGAUCUGAAAAUAAUAAAAACCUUUCUCAACUCGAAAAAGGAGUGCGAGCUGAUAUGGAUACUCACGGUGAACUACCUAGACAAGGUCGACAUUAACCUUUUUGAGCGAUACAAGCAUAAGAUUGACGUAACGUAUGGGAUGAAGGACGUCCCGGGGGGGGUCAGCGGCACGCAGGGGAUACAUCCGCCAGGUGAGGCAGUCCCACUGAAAGUGAUGACGGGACAGGGAGGAGAAAACGAAAAAAUGGUGAACAACAAAAGCAGGACGCACAUGCAGGAGGAAAGCGAAAAAAAAAAGGAAAAGACAGAAAAGGGGCAUGUGGACCCCCCCAUUGGGGAAGAGGAGGAGGAGCAGGAAGAAAAAGAAGCCAACGUGGGGGUUGAUGCAUCAGAACAAUCGGGGAACCCUCCACGUGCAGGCCAAGAAGUGCAGAACUUAAAAGAGUAUAUAUAUGAAAAGUGUCAUGAAAGAAAGAAUGCCAUCAUGUUCAGAAGGGUGAAUUUUUUUGUCUUCCUAUACGUAUUAAUAUAUAUAAUAAAAACAAGUUCGCGCAAAAUCAAGUCCCUCUCAGAUGAUAUAAAAAAAGUCAGGAGCUUUUUCUUUUUCCUUAACUUGUAUGAAAAAAAAAAAACAAUCGAAACGUUAAAAAAUAUAUACAAGGAUAAGUACUUAACCUUUUUCCAAAAUUUUAAGAGCAGGAAAGAAAUUGAGGAAUACAGAAGGAGGAAGAUUUUUUGCCACAAAUUUUCCUUUUACAAUGUUAACAAAAUUUUAAAUCAAAAAGGUGCUGACUUGGUCAGGCUGAAGGAGGCGUCCACACGGGCGGGACAGAAGCAGCUUGCGGAGGGGCAGCAGGCAGGGGAAAAGAAGCAAAUUGCGGAGGGGCAGCAGACAGGGGAAAAGAAGCAAGUUGCGGAGGGACAGCACACAGGCGAAAAGAAGCCACUUGAGGAAGGGAAGCAAAUCGGGGACAGUAACACAGACGCGAGCAGCUACGACUUGACCAAUUUUGUCGACACAGCUGAGCUAGACAGCGACUUCAACUCCACAAGCAACCCACACGACGAAACCAAAGAAGGGACAUCCCCUCCCCUUCUGAGCACAUAUCUACUCGAUUAUAUAUUUAAAAAUUACUGCUAUAAAAAAAAGCACUGGAAAAUGAAGGAAAACGCGUGGAUCAACUUUGGCGUGGUUAGAAAGGGAGAAAACAAAAAAUAUAAAAUGGAAAUUUAUAAUCACACAAAGUUUAACAUCACUGUGGACGUCCUCAUCGAUGAUGACCUUCCCAUGCUCGCCAUUUUUAAGGACAAAUUAUUUUGCAUCAGCUCCAAGUAUUCUAUAUACCUCCAAAUUGAUAACAGCAAAGAGGGCGAGUGGUUUGGGUUCGUCAAUAUCGCUUUGAAGUACAAGAAUGCCACUAAGGGCGAUGACUCUGUGCGGAUCCCUGUCUACGUCCACGUCUGUCCGUAG
Molecule: messenger RNA, 2343 nt
Organism: Plasmodium fragile
Lineage: Eukaryota; Apicomplexa; Aconoidasida; Haemosporida; Plasmodiidae
Exons: 1
Coding region: 1-2343 (780 amino acids)
Source: RefSeq, a predicted model, not a curated record